Colletotrichum godetiae is the source of this 273-nucleotide messenger RNA. RefSeq lists its product as uncharacterized. Bases 1 to 273 code for a protein of 90 amino acids. Lineage: Eukaryota; Fungi; Ascomycota; Sordariomycetes; Glomerellales; Glomerellaceae. The transcript has 2 exons. The record is from RefSeq and is a predicted model, not a curated record.
AUGACUGGCGCAGAAGAAGUCACAUCGGAAACUUUGAGCGGGAGCUGGAAGUCUUUGACGGUUUCUCCAGACUUCUUCAAGGGUUGUCGAUCGCGCGCUCUCAACUACAUCGUGUCCGAGGAUUACGAACGAAAAUACUACUUUCACGAGUGUAGUGAGGUCUCCUUUCAGAAUGACCAGGGCAAGACGAUAUGGACAACAUCAGGGAGCGGAGAAAUCGAAAUCCCGGCAGGCGUAGCUGUCUAUGUUAAAUUUGGACAGUCACGGCCUUGA